AUGGCUGCUGACUGGCAACCCGAGUGCCUUGUGCCUCAGAACCAGCCGUCCCUCGAGGCUGUAGGAGCUCAUACCGACCGGGCUCUGCAGAAUACCUCUGGGAACGUUCAGUCUUACUCUGAUACCUUCGCCCACGGGGAUCCCACUGCUCGAGAUGACCAUCUUCAGCAGCUGGGCUUCAAGUAUCCUCACCAUGCUACUGCCGCCCACCCCGUUGCGGCCCCCAGCCUUGCUCAACAACAAGCAGUGGUUGCCCGUCUUCAUGCUCGCAAGCUGCGUCGUCUUCACUCCGUUGGGCCUAAUGUAGCUCCUCGACGUGGACGCAGCUAUCUCAAGUCUCAGAAGUAUAUGGAAUAUCGAGCACGUCCUCGACGUGAUACUGGCAAAGAUGGUGAACCUGUUUGGUCUGAUGAGCUGGAAGAUGCAUUCCAGCAGGCUCUUGAAGCAAACCCUCCAAUGGGCCGGAGAAAGUGGUCGGAACGUGGAAAGUCAUACGGCCGCAAUGAAUUGAUUGCCGAGUAUAUCUUCAAGUUGACCGGCAAAAGGAGGACUCGCAAGCAAGUGUCGAGUCAUUUGCAGGUUCUCGAUUCGUUCCUGAAGGGCGAUCCUGAUUGGGAGCGACUUGUUCGAGAGCAGUCGGGAGACAGAUUGAGCGGGCAUUCUCAGACAUCCGUCACUCCCAAGUGGAGAUCUUCCAUGGAGCAUCCAGCAGCACCAAGUCACUACGGCCAUACACACCCCACCUACCAUGAUUCUAUGAGAAUGAUGCAGCCUUAUGGUGGUGACCUCCCCCCGUCUCAUUAUACACUGGGCUCUAGUAUGCAGGAGGCUAGCACCAAGAACAUCCACGGCUUCAGUUUUGAUAUGUGGGUCAGUGCUCCUCAGCAAGCGAACCGUAUCGACAAGGCCCUUCACGCAUAUACCCGUCUUCAGGGAGAUCUUCAUCACCCUAAUGCACCUCCCAUGCCCCUUGAGGAUGUCCCUGGAUGGCGCACCUCAUUCCCGCAUCUGGCCUCAUCUCUUGACGAGAUGAAUGGUCCUUUGGACUGCGAUAUCAUUAUGUUGGAGGUGAAUCUAGAGCUGAUGACUGAUUUCCCCCCUUCCGGCUCCCGUCUUGGUAUUCAACUAGACCUUGACUUCGGACACCCUACCGCUGGGGACGUGUUGAUGGUCAACCAGAUGGACAACUGGACUUGCAGCACCCGGCUAUAUGAAGAAGGGCGAGAGCAUUGGGAAACAUACCACGAUCUUCCCAAGCCCCAAUCAACCAAGAUCAAGCCGCUUUUUGAAUCAUCCUGGUGGGCCAAACUCUUCACUGAGCUGACCCAGGAUAAGCGCAUUGCCGAAGAUUCGGGCCAACCCGAGUCUGUCCAUGCUACGGAUGACCGCACUCGUCGGUUCCUCCGCUCUCUUUCUGCCGUACAGGAGAUUCGUGCCAUUCCCCCUGCCUCACGUCGUCUUUCAACCCAAUUCCAGGGUCACCAGGGCGAAGAAAGCGAGCGCAUGGCCAUUCUAGUCUGGAAAUUCCGUCAAACCCGACCCGGCGAAGUUGGUACAACCACCUGGCGCCGUCUGAUUCCCCCUCCUGAUCGGGUUCAAACCAACAGCCCCCGGCAAAGUUCCGGUGUUGACCUUCCUCCUCUCUCCCUCGACUCCAUCCUUCUCAACAAGCCCUCGCAAAGUGUUUACCAGGCACCUCAACCUCAAGACUUUACCCACCACCAGGCUCAACAGCAAUCUCAGUGGCCUAUAUACCCUCCUUCCCACGAUAAUGUGGCUAAUAUCUUUAAUUCGUCCGGUCAACUGGACUUCAUGACCUCAAUCACCAAGGCGGAAGAUGGCCUUGGUGACAAAACCGCUGUGAGCUCGGUUCUGGAUUCAUUCCCUACCAGUCUCGCCCCCGAGACAUCCCAACCGACCAGCAUGAGCGCUAGCAGCGGUGGACCCAUGAUGCUCGGUAUGCAUGGUAUUCCCAUGACCCAUCAGAGCCUGGGCUAUAACAUGGGCCAUGACGCUAGUCAGUAUGUUCCAUCUCAGCAGCAUGGUGUCAACCUUCACGAUAGCCAUAGCGUGCUUGACGGCUUCUUUGGGCCCAGCACACAGUCCCUCGAUGACCUCAGUCACGGCCAGGCAUCUUGGGGAGCACACUCCACCUCCAUUCCUGGCGACGUCAAUGCCGGCGGAUACCAUCACAUCCCUUUCCAGACCGAGCCCCAGGUCUCUUCCUCACGCGAGACGCAACAGCCACACCAUUUUGACGGCUUGAUGCCGGCGGAUGAUCUGAUGGACAAACUCGUUGGACGUCUGUCUAAUGGUCCUAGCAUGCAUGGGGCGGGCCCUGAGCAUGCGAAUAACGGCUAUUCAGAGAAUCCGGUGGAUGCGGUUUAA
Penicillium waksmanii is the source of this 2388-nucleotide messenger RNA. RefSeq names its product transcription factor AbaA (gene abaA). Lineage: Eukaryota; Fungi; Ascomycota; Eurotiomycetes; Eurotiales; Aspergillaceae. Gene Ontology annotation, molecular function: DNA-binding transcription factor activity, RNA polymerase II-specific; RNA polymerase II cis-regulatory region sequence-specific DNA binding. Bases 1 to 2388 code for a protein of 795 amino acids. Gene Ontology annotation, cellular component: transcription regulator complex. The transcript is spliced from 3 exons. The record is from RefSeq and is a predicted model, not a curated record. Gene Ontology annotation, biological process: regulation of transcription by RNA polymerase II.